UCCAGAUAUUAGUGUUGUGGCACAGUCCGUGGGUGCAACCCUUUGCCCAGGGCAGGGCCCAGUGUUUAGCUGGGAGUGGUGGAGGUUUGAAGUCAUGAUUGGACUUACAUAGCUGACAAUAUAUGGAAGGCCAGAGUCUCGGCUGUAUCCAAGGAAGGCGGGGACAGGGACAUGUAGAACCCGGAAAGAAAUCCAGCUGCUGCCCGGUGUCCGGGGUUAGCUAGUGAGUCCAUGUGCGCACCUGGUGGUCUUUCCGUGCCCUUACCCACGCGUGUCAGCCACUGAGGUCUCCGGCACUCAAGGGGCCAAUUCCUUCUCUUUGACUGAAUCGUUUCUGAUUUCACAAUGGAGAAUAAUCCGAGCAAGAUUUGCGACAAUGAACAGUGCGUGAGCUCUCAGGAGCCCCUUUUCUUUGCAGCACGUGAUUGUGAGGACGACCUGGGUCGCGGAAAACCUAUCCGAGGGAGGACAAAAUCCCGAAGUCUGUCUGCGUCUCCUGCGUCAGGAAGCACCAAGGAAUUCAGGCAUAUCCAGGAUCCAGCAAGUCAGCUGCUAACAUGGAACAAACCUCCGAAAAGUGUGUUGGUAAUAAAAAAGGUCAGAGAUGCCAGCCUACUGGAGCCCUUCAAACAGCUCUGUGUUUUUCUUAUGGAGGAGAAAAACAUGAUCGUUUAUGUCGAGAAAAAAGUACUGGAAGAUCCUGCCAUUGUUAACGAUGAGAAUUUUGGACCUGUAAAGAAGAGAUUUUGCACUUUCAGAGAAGAUUAUGAUGACAUCUCCAAUCAAAUUGACUUUAUUAUUUGCCUUGGUGGAGACGGAACCUUGUUAUAUGCAUCAUCACUGUUUCAGGCUAGUGUACCGCCAGUUAUGGCUUUUCAUUUGGGAUCACUGGGGUUCCUCACACCUUUCAGUUUUGACAACUUCCAGACUCAAGUUAACCACGUUAUAGAAGGUAAUGCAGCUCUCGUAUUGCGCAGCAGGCUAAAGGUAAAGGUUGCAAAGGAGCUUAAAGACAAGAAAUCUGUGGUGCAGAAUGGACUGGAGGAAAAUGGUAUUAUAGUGAAGAAAACUGAAAAGGAUUUGGUGAUGCAGACAAAGCACCAGGUCCUGAACGAGGUGGUGAUAGAUAGAGGCCCUUCUUCCUACUUAUCCAACGUGGAUGUUUUCUUAGAUGGGCAUCUCAUAACUACAGUGCAAGGCGAUGGAGUCAUUGUGAGCACACCGACUGGCAGUACAGCAUAUGCUGCUGCAGCUGGCGCCUCCAUGAUCCAUCCCAAUGUCCCUGCUAUUAUGAUCACCCCGAUCUGUCCCCAUUCCCUCUCCUUCCGGCCAAUUGUGGUUCCUGCUGGAAUGGAAAUUAAGAUCAUGCUGUCUCCAGAAGCCCGGAAUACAGCGUGGGUCUCAUUUGACGGGAGGAAGAGGCAGGAAAUCUGCCAUGGAGACAGUAUUAUCAUCACUACCUCUUGUUACCCUGUACCUUCCAUCUCCUUUCGGGACCCGAUUAAUGAUUGGUUUGACAGUUUGGCUGAGUGUUUACAUUGGAACGUCCGAAAAAAGCAGAACCAUUUCACAGCUGAAGAAGAAGAGUUUUAGUUUUCAAAGACUUUAUUGAAUGGGAUGCGCUUCCAUUUCCAACAGUCCUAUUGGUUCUUAACGUCCUGAUCUUGGACAGCAGAUCAAAGCUGGCAUAAGUACUUUUUAAGAGUCGUCAACUGUAAAGUACUGACCUGCAAAUAACCAGCUUCCUUUAUUUAUCAGACUAGUGAUAUCUCUUUACGAUUUUAAGACAGAGAUUUAUAUUUGUGUUUCUUAUGAAAGAUAACAAAAUUAUUACAUAGAGUUGUUUACAUUUUAUAAUUAAUUGUCCCAUAACUGAGAAAAAAAUUACAAAAUGUAUUUGUUCUUUUGCUCCAAAGUCUGUUUUAUAAGUUUUAUUAUUUUCAGGGCAUAGAAAGUGGAAGACGUAUGGCACUUUGCACCUUCCUGCAUUCCAUAGGAACGAUAUCCAGUGCAAAUUCUUCUCCACACAAGGAGAAAAUCCACCUAAAAUGAUGAACGUUGUGUCUCCUCACUAGGAGAACAUUCACCUACAUUUGUGAACGCUGUAUCUGGUAUAGCCGUAACAACAGUUAAAGACUAAAAACACAUUUUAACGUGUUUGCAAUGAACAGAUGUCUUGAUAUUGUGGAUUUCAUUCAAUAGCCCAUGAAUUCAGUGUGAUAGAACAAAUAGGUAAAUACUGAGGUUUGGACCCCUUCUAUUAAAGACGAGUUAUUUAAGUCUUUCCUUGGAUGAUUCCAGCUGUCCGUCAAAUAUAAAGUUAGGUUCCCGAUGUUGGCCAGAAACCUCCUUUAUUUUGUUACUUCUAGAGAGUGCUACAGUUCAUUGCUGGUGCUUUAAUUAUUAAUGUAAUUAAAUUAAAACGGCUCCUUUGUUUUUUCAUACUAGAAGCACUUGCCUCUGAUUUUCCACACCAAAGUAUUGCACGUGUCUUUGAACCAUGUUUUUGUGUCAAUGUUUGUUCUAACAUUUUCAGAUUUUCACAAAAAUCACAAGUUUUGCCGCAUGGCAAAAAUGGUCAUAUAAGCAGUGUAUGUGAAAUUAUAUAAUUUGGGUCAAAUGAACGAAUACGUGGUGGCUAAACCGCCAGUUUCACAAGAUGAUCGGGCAAUUAUUCUUUAUAGGGAGAUAUUUUAAUGCGUUUAUGUUUGCUUCUGUUUAUAGACGUUAGAAAUGUUUCUAAACAGAACAGUCUUUUGCAUUAAAAUGUUGCACUUUUUAAAAGCAAUGUCUAAUAAACAGCACAACAGGAAGCGCAAUGUAAUCUCCAAUGUUUUGUUAUCUUUAACCCUUUGGCUGUGUCACAGUCCUAAGCGACAACCAAGGGGUUAACUCUCUGCCCCUAGAGAUAGUUAAGAAAAUAAUAAUACUGCACUAAUAAUGUGUAUGCUUCGAGAAAGGACAUCAUACUAAUAGGGAAUAUAGACGAUUUAUUGAUUCAUGGCUGUGCACUAUCAUUAUGUUAUAUGAUUAUAACCGUUUGCUCAGAGCAUUGAAUCAGGCGUGACUGCACCGUGCUUGUGUAUAACACUCGCAAUAUGAAAAUGCAGUUUUUCUCUUUUUUUUAUGCAAAUAUAAAGUAAAAAUGUAAAUUACACUUGUACACAGUGUUAUCAGCAACUCUACAGCACGUUUGUGAAUGUUUUAAAUCAGUGCAUUGGUGCUAAACGCUAUUCAACAUAAUGUUUUAGUGCUGCCUCAGUACAAUCCUUCAUUACGUUAAGUCACCAGUAACAUGAAAAUAAAGACAUUAAACUCUAAAUGAAGUCCCCCAUAAAAAUGUUUAUGCAUAGUAAAAAUGAUUCUGUAUGCAUUCAUUAUGUUGCAUGCAACUCCUGUAAUUUACCUUUGUGUAUUAAACUUUUUCACUUAGCAUUAGGGAGUCUAUAUUGCAUACUACAUAUUAAUGGGUUGCUGCGGUUUUCCUUGUCGUGCAGCAUGCUAUAAAUUUGCAUCUGGGCUCUGACCAUAGCAACAUAGGUCAGGUAUAUACGGUCAAUAUGUUUUUUUUAAACAAUGUAGUCCUUUGCUGUUCUGGGUUUUUAGUACCAUGCAAACUUUAAUAACUUGACAGUCUUUAAACCAUUUCUGUAUUUUUCAAUGAUUUGAACAGCAGUGCCGUGGAAUAUAGGUAGAAAAUACUUUAUCCAAACUGCUUGGGACCGAAAAAAGGUUUGGAUUUUGGAAUAUUUGCAUCUUUAAAAUAGGACAGUGUGACGAGGGCAUGGAACCAAGUGUAAACAACAUCUUAUUUUUUUUAGGCAAUAUUUACAUCAUAAUACAUCUUAUACAUGCAACCUAAAGGUAGUUUUAGAUUAUUUUUGAUACUUUUGUAUACAUAGUACCAUCAGAACGAUAGUACAGUACUAUAAUCAGAACGGUAAUAUUUGUUGUUUUAAAUAAAUAUAAACUAUUAUCUGCAUUUUAGAACACACAAAAAAACAAACCAAAGAUACAGGUAUAGAAGACUGACUUACAGAUAGGGAAAAAUAUUAAUGUUUGAUCAUUUUUAUUUUUAAAAAAAUAUUAAUUAAAAAGUUUGGAUUUCAGAAUGUUUGGAUUUUGGAAUUUGUACCAGUACUAAUAUUCUUAUGAUUUUAUGUUCCUCGUUUAUGGCUAGAAAUAAAACCAUUAUUCCUUUCAUUUUUAUUUAUUCAGACAUGAACGUAUUAUGUCUGAUGGGUUUUGUUAGAGCUGAAAACUAAAUUUUCAUUACAAGCUUCUAAUUUAUAUCAGGUGUUCAUGGUACAGAUUCAAAACUGAUACAGUGCACCCUAGUGGAAAUCGUAUUAAAGGGACAGUAAACAAUAGAAUUAUUAUUGUUUUAAAAGAUAGAUAAUCCCUUUAUUAUCCAUUCCCCAGUUUUGCAUAACCAACACAGUUAUAAUAAUACACUUUUUACCUCUGUGAUUACCUUGUAUCUAAGCCUCUACAGGCAGCCCCCUGAUCACAUGACUGUGACUAUUUAAACUUGCAGUUAGUACUGUGUUGUGCUAACUCUUAAUUAACUUCCCGGGCGCGAACAUAUUGUUAUCUAUAUGGCCCACAUGAACUAGCAGUCUCCUGUUGUGAAAAGCAAAUACAAAAACGUGAUUAAGAGGCUGUCAAUAGAGCCUUUGAAACAGGCAGAAAUGUAGAGGUUUAAAUGUUAUAAAGUAUAUUCAUCUAACAAUGUUGGUUGUGAAAAGCUGGGGAAUGGGUAGUAAAGGCGUUACCUAUCUUUUUAAACAAUAACAAUUUUUGAGUAGACUGUCCCUUUAACGCAUCAAGAGAUUUAAAGCCAACUGAUUAGUAAAUUUGAAAAGCUUGUAAUUUUCAACAUGCACCAUUUUAAAUAGAAAAAAUAAAUAAAAAUACACUAGCUAAAUAAUAAACUAUUUCCCCAGGUGCUCUAAUCCAUCUGGGCGUCUCUUUAAUUUUUAGCAGAACAGGACAUUUGCCCAUGUUUCUGAGUAAUGGGGGAAAAAAAGCAGGAAUCAAAUAAGAAAUGAGGGAAAACAGAACAGACAAAUAUAUUUUUUUAUUGGUAAUCAAUAGUGAAAUUCUACCAUUCAUUUUCUGAAUAUUUUUAGAGACUCGGGGGGGAACCUGUACGUUUUUUAAAUUAAAGUGACAGUCUACUUGAAAAUUUGUAUUGUUUUAAAAGAAAGAUAAUCCCUUUAUUAAACCUCUGAAGACUGCCCACUCAGCUCAGUGCUUUUGACAGACAUGCAUUUUAUCCAAUCAGUGCUGACUCCUAAAUAACUCUACGUGAGUGAGUGCAAUGUUAUUAAUAUUGCACACAUGAACUAGCAUUGUCUAACUGUCCUAAACUGUCAAAAUGCACUGGAAUAAGAGGCAUUUUACAACAGUUUUUAAUUCAGUUUGAGCCUACCUAGGUUUAGCUUUCAAUAAAGAAUAUCAAGAGUACAAGCAAAUUUGAUGAUAAAAGCAAAUUGGAAAACUGUUUAAAAUUGCAUUCCCUAUCUGAAUCAUGAAAGUUUAAUUUUGACUUGACUGUCCCUUUAAAUAUUUGCAGCAUUUUGCAAACCUAGAUAACAGAAUUUGCUUUUAGGGAGUUUGGUACGAGCACCUUUUGUUUUCUUACACAGAAGUGAAAGGGCUUUGAUGUCCCUUUAUAAAGACAGCUGUGUAACCACAAGACUGAACUAAUUCACACAUUUUACUUAAAGGGACACUGCCACGAAUGUGUUAGAAAACACAUGCACAUUAUAUCUAUGUAAGCAUAAAACACCAGCCAGUAACUAAUAUGUAAAAUAAGCAGCCCUUUGUGUUUCUAAGAGUUUAAGGCAUUCCUCAAUCCUUUCCUAUUGCAGUUAUCUCAGACUUCCUUGCUCGGUUAUAGCAGUAUAGUGUUCAGUUAACUUAAUCGGACAUAAAUACCAAAAAACUAUACGGAUAUGUUGUAUAAAUGUUUAUUUGUCAUAGAUUUAAACUGUGUCUUUUAUAAUAUAAAUUGUCCCCUCUAGUGCCGUCUAAAUUCAGUCAAAGCAGAGAUAUCUGAGUAAUUUCCAUGAAAAUAUUAUUACACGCUUGCUGCAUAAGCAUUGUAGGCAUCUGGCUAUACGGUAAUAAGAGAAAGAAAAUUGAAAAGGAAAUUAAAAAAAAUAAUAAUAUAUAUAUAUACACACACUGUAUGUAUGCGUGUGUGUAUGUAUGUAUAUGUAUAUAUAUAUAUAUAUAUAUAUAUAUAUAUAUAUAUAUAUAUAUAUAUAUAUAUAUAUAUAUAUAUAUAUAUAAUUUUUAUAGAGGGCCUUUACCCUAAAAUCAUUUUCAGUUUUUAUGUGUUAUGUCUUAUUAUGGUCACACCACAUGGGGGUACACUUCUGUAGACCCCCAUAAACUUAGUUAUAUAGAGCAGAUUUCUAGUGUAUGUUUUCUUUUAUCUAUUGGCCAUUUUCAUUGGUCUCUGUGGUCAGCUGAUCCAUAGCACGGAAAUAUUGCACAUUUUUAGACAGAUUUAUGGAACUUUCGUUGCUUUGCUUCAAGCUCUGUUAGAAUAAAAGACUUUAUGCUGUCUCUAAUGUAUUCUGGGACAGUUAAGAUUUUAUUGUACUUAUUGUGAUUUUUAGUGUCCUUUUAUUCUUUAUCAGCUUUUUUUUUUUAUAUGUUCUAAGGUUUAGUCAUUUUAAUUCUCCCUCGUUUAACCAAAUGCUCUAUAUUUUAAUAUAGCAAAUGCAAAUUUCAUAUGGUAAAAGUUUAUUAUCAAAAGGUUUUCCCUUUACAGGAAAAAAAAUAAAUAAAUCAAGAAUAACGGUAAAUAGCACUUUUAAAAAAUAUCUGUACGAUUUUUAUUUAUUUGAAACGUCAUAAAAAAUAUCUCCAAUUUUGUGUUCUAAUUGUUUGUCAUUUUGCAAGUUUUCUCUUUUUCUAAUGGAUUGUUCUGUCUUUUCUAUAUUGAAACAAUAAAAUGAUAAAGCAAAUUUACGUACGUCA
Messenger RNA from Bombina bombina (fire-bellied toad), 6996 nucleotides. It is a transcript of the gene NADK, whose product is annotated as NAD kinase. Gene Ontology annotation, biological process: NADP+ biosynthetic process; NAD+ metabolic process. Gene Ontology annotation, molecular function: NAD+ kinase activity. The record is from RefSeq and is a predicted model, not a curated record. Lineage: Eukaryota; Metazoa; Chordata; Amphibia; Anura; Bombinatoridae.